AUGCUAGUGCACAGGAGACGUGGAUGGAAUUCAAAGUGCCACUCCAUCCCAGUGCCGCAUCCUGCUGCUCUUCGUAUACCAGGGAUUGCUCAACCCCUACCUCAAAAAUGGUUUGUAGACACGGCGACUUACGGCCAUUCGAAACAAAAUGUGCUUUACACGAUCUAUCCUAACCUUGCGGUGACUCGAGAAGUGAUUUCAAUGGAGAAAAAUUUCGACUUCAGCUAUGCGGGUGAGUUUGUUCUUCUUCCUGCGCUUCAUUCGGACUCAAUUUUCAUCAAUCAUCUCGCCGAACAAGCACCGAUUUCUUGCGACCAACAUGCAGCUCAUCGUGCGCAUACUCCACCUAUUCGGGACAACGAGGGGAUGGAUCCACCCCUUCAAAGUCUACCGGGAAACGAGAGCGAGUCUAACCAGUGCGAUUUUGUCACUAAUCAAAUGGCUAACUUACAGGGAUCAAACGGCAAUUUCAUGGAGAGCUUGCGUGUGCGUCAAAAUUCGCGAAGAUCACAGAGUUGUAGUGAAGGUGCCGUGGAGGCCAGUGCUCAGAUGCUUGACGAUUUGCUGACCAUUCAGAGACAACCAAUUACUGGUAUAAAUGGCCAUUCUCAACGACCCGCUGCUAUGAUCGUUGCUCCGCCAUUCGAAGACGCUUUUCCAAGGACUCCAAUGCAAGCCACUACAACUUCAAGGACUCCAAUGCAAGCAACCUCAAGGAUUCCAAUGCGAGUGACUCCAAGGCCUAUCUUUCAGACAUGUCAUAUCGACGAGACGAGACCACAAAAUGUGCCGGUGCGAAAAGUCAGACCGCUCUCAAUUCUUCCAAGUUUGAUGCAAAUGCCAGUUCGAGGACCAAGGAUUCCAACUAUUGCUUUUUCACCAGUCUUUCGUCAGCCUCAUCCACCAAUAACUGACCCUUUUCAAAAUCAAAAUGGAGCGCCAAAGUUCAAUGGUCCCGUGGAGGUAUGUAGCUAUUGUCGAUCAUCGGGUCAGCGUUACUACUACGGUCACACGAAGAAGAAUUGCCCCAAGUAUUGUCCCGCCAACAAAAUGAUGCUAAAUUUGAAGCGCAGCGAGGAAGAGCAUCGGCAGUUUAUGCGCGACAUCAAAAAGGGCCGUGAGAUCGAU
Molecule: messenger RNA, 1128 nt
Organism: Mesorhabditis belari
Lineage: Eukaryota; Metazoa; Nematoda; Chromadorea; Rhabditida; Rhabditidae
Source: the annotation of a GenBank genome assembly